Molecule: messenger RNA, 1491 nt
Organism: Prorocentrum cordatum
Lineage: Eukaryota; Dinophyceae; Prorocentrales; Prorocentraceae
Source: the annotation of a GenBank genome assembly
GGAAAACGUUUCUUGGGCGCUUCUUGGGCCGUCUUAGGCGCCUAAGACAGCCCAAGAAGCGGCCAAGACGGCGCCCAAGACGGCCCAAGACGGCCCGUCCGUAGCCAUUUUGGCUCAAGCCAUCUUGGCUCAAGGCAGUUUUAGAAUUACUCUAACUGUUGCAUCACAUUAAGACAGGAAGUGUUUCACAUGGCCUCUGCUUUCUACACGCUCAGAUGUGUGGGUUUGCUUUUGCGGAUCCAUGCUGCAACGUCCUUGAGCCAGAUUCUUGCUCAGGAACAAGUAGCGCUGGAUAAGCUGACGCGGACAAGCUGGCGCCCGUUUCAAUCCGUAUUGAUUGUGGGAUCUUCCGUUGAUCGGAACGCAGUUUCGAGCAAUUACCCGGGCGACACCUUCACUUUCAAGCAAGAGAAGGUGCAGCACAAUGUCGUGCUUCGACCAGGCCCGCAACGUCAGCAUCGCGGUCUUGUGUCAUCCUGGCGUGGGCCUCAACGGCGAUUUGGAUGCGCCAUUCUGGAACCCCAGCGUGACGCACGAAAUGACGCAGGCACAUAGUAAUGGACCGCCUCGACGGAUACCGAAGAACACCCUGCCCGACCAUGGGGGCAACAAUGGGGCACAUUGGAAAUAUGAGCCCACAUGGAAGAUCAUCGAGGACGCACCGAACUUCGGUCACAUCACUUUCGGGCCACAGCCACCAGACCUGGUUGUGGUCGAGAGUUCGCUGUGGGAUUUGGCAAGUUGGUGGCAGCUCACGGGCCAUCAAGCCACGCCCGAGCGACUAGAACAAUGGUGCAAUAAGGAUGUGCCAUAUUUGCUGAAGAAAGUGACGGAUGCCUUUCCUAAGAGCCAGGUCGUCUUCCGGACCGCGCCGCAGGUUGCUCCAGAGAACAAGGGCGCCGAGAGGUGGACUCACGCGAACUUCGAGACGAUGCACGAUUGCGUCAUGCGGAGGUCGGCCGGCACGGGCAAGGUAUUCGAACACGUCGGCGUGAUCGAUUACCACGAAAUCAUGGACAAACUCAUAUCGAGCACGUCCGACGAGAAGCUCCGCCGAGGUCUCUGGCUCGAAGACGGCUAUCACCCAAGCGACGUGCCCGGGCGCCUCUACUUGAACGAGAUAUUCAAGCUCCUCGGAGCGGAGCCACUGCACGUUCCGCCGCAGGCCCGUGCUAAACUCCCCGUGGAGGACGGGUACGAUCUCUAGUUUCAAUAUUUUAGGGCAAGCUGGCACACAGGGACAAGCUUUUUAUUCAUAUUUAUUUCCUGCGCGCGUUUGGCGCGCCGCGAUCCAACUUUAUAACCAAUUUCCCCUACGCGCCGCAUGGCGUAUUGGUUGUACUUACUGGCACAAAGGAGCGAUGCUGCACGCAGCCCUGCCCCGUGAUGAGAAAAAAAAAAACGGCCCAAGACGGCCCAAGAAGCGCCCAAGACGGCCCAAGAGCGCUCCAAGAGAGCCCAAGACCGCCCAAGGCGGCCCCAAGACGUCCC